Molecule: messenger RNA, 745 nt
Organism: Drosophila sechellia
Lineage: Eukaryota; Metazoa; Arthropoda; Insecta; Diptera; Drosophilidae
Product: mitochondrial pyruvate carrier 3
Exons: 3
Coding region: 138-560 (140 amino acids)
Biological process (GO): pyruvate import into mitochondria
Cellular component (GO): mitochondrial inner membrane
Source: RefSeq, a predicted model, not a curated record
CCCAGGAAAUUGUCGGCUAGCACAUAUAAAAAUAAAUAGAGGCACGGUUGCCUCAGUUCACUUUGCCUUGGCUAUAUUCAAAAUUCUUUUCUUUUUUCCUGGAACUUUGGCUUUUAAAUUUUUAGUUUUUCUUAAAAAUGUCUAAAGGCACUGGACCUUUGUCUAAGUUGUACAAUGUUACCAUCAGUACUAUUGAUAAAUUUGUUCCAGGCGCAGUUCAGCCACUUUGGCAAUCCCCAGCUGGACCCCGCACUGUGUUUUUUUGGGCUCCAGCGUUUAAGUGGUCCUUGGUGCUGGCUGGGCUGAGCGAUACGUUAAGUCGUCCUCCUGCCAAUAUAUCGCUGAAUCAGUGCGGCUCCUUGGCAGUCACGGGCUUGAUUUGGUCCCGCUACUCAGUGGUUAUCACACCCAAGAACUACAAUCUUCUGGCCGUCAACAUAGCCGUCUUCAUAAUCCAGGGUUAUCUAAUGGUCAAGCACCUGAGGUGGCGCAGCGAGAAUUCUCGGAAUGCCGUGUUCAAUCAUUCGCACUACCCAAUCAAAUCGGAGGAUGAUUGGUAGCAAGAAAAGCCGUUUAUUGAAAGUUGGCGUUAUUUGAUUUCAUCAUUAUUUUAAAUCAUCUGAUGUAUUUAUGUAUUAAACGAAAUACAUAAGGUCCGGGAAGACUUUCGUUUAUUCCUUGAAAAGUCUUUGUAGACUGAAAAACGACUGUUUAGUUACUCGAAAAAGUUAAUGCAAUCUAUAAA